Messenger RNA from Camellia sinensis, 675 nucleotides. NCBI's taxonomy places the organism in Eukaryota, Viridiplantae, Streptophyta, Magnoliopsida, Ericales, Theaceae. The record is from RefSeq and is a predicted model, not a curated record.
AUGGAUUCUAGUAUGGAGGAAAUGAUAAAAUUGCUAGGAUUAGGGAUGGAUGAUGCUCCUGUUGUGGGGAUAUGGGGGAUGGGUGGAAUAGGUAAGACAGCUCUUGCAAGUGCUAUUUAUGCCCAUAUCUCUUGCCAAUUUGAAGGUUGCAGCUUCAUUGAAAAUGUUAGAGAAGUUUCAGAAAAAGGUGGUCUAAAAACUCCACACGAACAACUCAUUUCCGAAAUCUUAAUGGAGAAAGAUUUGAAAAUAGGAAAUAUUGGUAGUGCCUUAAGUACGAUAAGGAACAGGGUAUGCCGCAAGAAGGUUCAUAUUGUUCUUGAUGAUGUGGAUGAAUCAACAGAACUUGAAAAAUUGUUAGGAGAGCUUGAUUGGUUUGGUUUUGGAAGUAGAAUAAUUAUAACAACUAGAAAUCAACACACAUUAAUCAGAUAUGGCAUAACACAUAUUUAUAAGGUUGAGGAAUUAGGAGAAGAUGAAGCUACAAAACUCUUUAAAUCAAAAGCCUUCAGGAAACACCAACAAAUGGGAGGCUAUGGAAAACUUGCAAGGGUGAGUGCUAGUGUUGUGGUCUAUGCUCAACUUUCAAAGCUUGAUGGGGUUCUGGGAAGAAAAUGUGUCGGUGGAAGCAUAUUGAAGGGAGAGAAAUUUGAAAUUUCUCUGGAGAGUCCAUGA